Molecule: messenger RNA, 940 nt
Organism: Cariama cristata (Red-legged seriema)
Lineage: Eukaryota; Metazoa; Chordata; Aves; Cariamiformes; Cariamidae
Gene: DERL3
Product: derlin 3
Exons: 6
Biological process (GO): endoplasmic reticulum unfolded protein response
Cellular component (GO): endoplasmic reticulum membrane; Hrd1p ubiquitin ligase ERAD-L complex
Molecular function (GO): misfolded protein binding; ubiquitin-specific protease binding
Source: RefSeq, a predicted model, not a curated record
UCACAGCAGCUGGAGUUCAUCACCCCCUUCCAGCUGUACUUCAACCCCGACCUCAUCUUCAGGAAGUUCCAGAUAUGGAGGCUGAUCACCAACUUCCUCUUUUUUGGGCCCCUGGGAUUCAGUUUCUUUUUCAACAUGAUAUUUCUGUACAGGUAUUGCCGCAUGCUAGAAGAAGGCUCCUUUCGUGGAAGGACGGCUGACUUUGUCUUCAUGUUCCUCUUCGGAGGGUUUCUCAUGACAAUAUCCUUUGGACUAUUUGGACUCUUUGCCAGCCUGUUUUUCCUGGGCCAGGCUUUUACUAUCAUGCUGGUGUACGUGUGGAGUCGCAGGAACCCUUAUAUCCGCAUGAACUUCUUUGGGCUUCUUAACUUCCAGGCCCCCUUCUUGCCCUGGGUCCUGAUGGGAUUCUCUCUGCUCCUGGGCAACUCCAUCAUAAUCGACUUACUGGGGAUUGCAGUGGGUCACAUCUAUUAUUUCUUGGAAGAUGUUUUCCCCAACCAGCCUGGAGGAAAGAAGUUGCUGUUAACCCCUGGCUUCCUGAAGAUGGUAUUUGACACACCUGAAGAGGAUCCCAACUAUAACCCUCUCCCUGAGGAUCGUCCAGAAAAUCAACCUAGAGACCAAGACCAGAACCACCAGCAACAUCCACAGUAACGGAGGGGACUUCUCCACGUGGCCAGCUUCCUCUCUUCCGGCUGGACUUGUGCUGUGGCCCAGAGAUCCUACUGGAAUAACACCAGUUGCCAUUCCGAUGUGUGAUGUUUCACUGUUUGUAUGGGUAACCCAUCUUCCUGUUGUACCAAGUAAUUCCACAGAGCUUUGCACAUAGAACUGGUGAAUGCUUACAGAGGUGUUCUAGGGACAGGGACUGGAAGUUGUGAUAGCUCCUCAGUUACCCAGUGGGGAAUAAGUAUCAAAUGGGGUGUUAAACCAGUUACUC